Molecule: messenger RNA, 2579 nt
Organism: Silurus meridionalis
Lineage: Eukaryota; Metazoa; Chordata; Actinopteri; Siluriformes; Siluridae
Product: RING finger domain-containing protein
Exons: 2
Coding region: 278-889 (203 amino acids)
Biological process (GO): protein ubiquitination
Molecular function (GO): ubiquitin protein ligase activity
Source: RefSeq, a predicted model, not a curated record
GAGAGAGAGAGAGAGAGAGAGAGAGAGAUAAAGAGGGAGCCUAAACCUCUUCCAAACAUACAUGUGCUCAUAAAAGCAUGAGACUUGAAAGAAGUGAUACUGAAUACCGUGUAUCAUUUCAUUUCAUUUAACAUAAUUUGUAAUAAUGGACGUCAUCCUCAAAUGCAAGAAGACCCACAAGGCUUCAACAGAAAAAUAGGACCAGUAAUGCUAUGAAAAGAUUCCCAAAUCACACUAUAAAUUUAAAUCUCAGAAGUCCCAUCUCCAGUCCAUUUCCAUGUCAGUGGCCCCGGUACCAGUUACAACAUCUACCAAGGAGGAAAUCUCUGGCAGUGGGGACUCUCCAGAGGUGGAAUGCCCCGUGUGCUAUCAGGAAUAUGAUCAAGAUCGCAAACUCCCACGCAUGCUGGAAUGCCUUCAUGUCUUCUGCACAGAAUGCCUUCAUAAUAUCCAGCUGUCACCUCUCCACCCACCUGAUCCUAACAGCCCUCCUUCCAUUUCCUGUCCUCUGUGCCGCCACUCCACCCCACUAGAAAGUGGUGAUGCACACUCCCUCCCAUGCAAUUCCCGUAUCCUUGCCCAGCUACCUCCUGUGACUUUUCGCCUGCCUGUGUCAGUCUCCACCCGGCUGGCUACUGUCACUCAGAGGGUGAUCCUGUCUCUGGAGUCACGGGAUGCUCGAUUUAUUAUUUUACCCACAGUCAGCCUACGAGUGGAGCAAAUGGGUGAGGGCUCAAGCACACCUGAGUCCAUAUCAGCUACAGUGGAGGGGUUGAGGAGGAGAAAAAACCUGAUGUGUGUCCAGAUGCUGGUUGUAAUAUUCUGGAUGCUUUUUGUCCUCGCUUGCGUGGUAGGAGUGUUGUUUGGCCCUAAUUUGUUCCACAACUAAAAGCCAGAACAACAUUGGAAAAAAGGAAAAGGAAUAAAUCUAUUAUAUUUAAUUUAACACAGAAUUAACAAAAUAAAUCAGAUGAAAUUUAGGAAACCUGAAAAUUCACUGCACUGCAUGGUAUUCUCUCUCUCUCUCUCUCUCUCUCUCUCUCUCUCUCUCUCUGUGUUUUAAUAUGUUUAAAUUUUGCAUACACUAGAACCACUAAUUACUACCUUCUCUUUUGUAGCCUUGAAUUCAAUGCCAAAUGAUCUAAAUCCAAAUAGUGUGUAAUGGAUUUUAAAAUAUCUGAAUAAACUGGAAAAUCAAUGUGAAAUCCAUACUCAUAUUCCCAGUCUGCAUUGUUACAUCUUUCCUAAUAAACUGAUAGGAAUCAGACAUUUGGAUUAUACAUUUAAAUGAAUUUCAAUCUUCUUCUUAGAUUGAAAAUCUGAGAAAUCCCUAAAUUGUAGACAUGCCCAGUCCUAAGUGGGAGUUUAUUAAGGAUCGCAUGGUGCCCUCUUGUGGAUAUUAUAGGAAUAUACACGGUUCUUUAAUGUUUUUUGGACGAUCAAUGAUUGUAAUUUACUAAAUGGACUUCCGUUAGCAUGGUAUAGGAUAUGACUUAGAACCGUUGAAGAGUCACCAAAUUAAAUAAUAUCCUUUUUUCUUGAGUGUGCACUGGAUGAGGUAGUGCAGCACAACUAAAGUCUAAUUGUAACAUAUUCACUAUAGCUCAGUGUUCAUUAAUCCUAAAUGGUACCAUUAGUGCUUAACCUCAAAACCCAGUUUAACUUGUCAAGGGCUUGAAAAUGCACCAUUUCAUUUAUGUGUUUUUGCCCUACCAGGACUAAUUAUUUCCAAAAGUAUGUGAUAGAAAAAAUUUAGUUUUAAGUGUAGUGAAUUAAGAAAUUUUUCAGAUUAGGAUUUUUUUUCAUCUAGUAAAUAGAUAUCUUAAUUAUAGAUUGUCUGGUUUAUUAUUAUUAAGUAAUUUUUGAUUAUUACAAUUUCAGUUGAAAAUGCCUCAAAAUUUAUUAAAGUCAUUAAAGAACUUUGUUAAUCCCACUGCAAUUAUGUCUGUGUGGGAGUUGGAUCUAGAUGUUAGGACAGUGAUUUGCAAUGAAGGAGCAAAACAUGCUGGAAUGGCACCUGAUUAUAAAUAGGACAUGCUGCAUUUGCCGAGUAUCUGAUUUGUCUCUUGGUGCUUAAUGAGAGUAUGGUGUUGGCUUUAUGUUCCUAAAACUGAAUUGAUUCGGUAAAACCGAUUUGAUCUGGUAACACUAUCAAAAGUCAAUCGUAAGUUAACAUGAUUUAUAUCUGAAUCAUUGACAUACAUUGUGCAGGAUGAAAGGAUGUGUGGUAAAUUGGGUUGGCAGGUGGGGUGGAAAGGUGAUUGCUGCUACUAUGAUUCAUCCUUUUGACCACAUCUACUGUAUACUCACGACUGAUUUCAACAGAAUAGAAACAAAUUGAAAUGAUAUAACAGUAAAAGAACUCAAACACAACUAGACAGAUAGUGAUUUGUUUAUGUACUGUUAGAUAUUACAAUUUCUGUUAAUUAUGCCAAAUAUAUUUGAGUAGGACACAGGGUUUUUUCCCCUUGUUGAUUUAGACAGAUGAAUCCAUUAGCCACAAUCUACAGAGGGUCCAGUUAUAAGUUUAGCUCAUAAACUCACAAAAACCCCAAUAAAGCACAUUUGACCUGAAAUAA